Messenger RNA from Lactuca virosa, 1588 nucleotides. The record is from the annotation of a GenBank genome assembly. Lineage: Eukaryota; Viridiplantae; Streptophyta; Magnoliopsida; Asterales; Asteraceae.
GACGGAAAAGAGCUGAAUGCCUCACCUCCAACUUUCCUGAACAAAUCUUUUCAAACCCAUCUGUCCUAUUUGUCUCUUUCCGGCUUUCCCAAAAACACGUCCUCCAAUUCCCAGAUUCUUCGAUACACCAUCCACUCUUACUAAAUUCAUCAUCGAUUUCCCCAACUGAUAUUCAAUUCAACACAUCGAAAUGCUCAGAUUCAAGACCAUCAAGAAGAAAAUGUGGAUGUUCUCUCAAUAAAAUCUUUUCUCUAUAACCAAACCCUCUUGUCUUUUACCUUCUAAUGGACGAAAAUAUGAACACACAAUCAUCUACAUCUCUCUCGGUAGUUAAACUCAUCAGAUUUCCUCUCCGUAUGGUUUCUUUCUGGUUUGCACCCACCAUCCGUCCUCCAGGUGUCGACCCUUAGACGAUCGUCAUCUUUGUUGCCCUUAGUUUCUCUUUAUUGCUCAUAAUCAUAAUUACACACACACACACACAAGCACAAAUAGUUAUAACAUAUUCGUGUCUCGCUCUAUUGCAAAACAAAAUAUAUACAUAUAGCUGUAAAGGGUAUUUGCAAAAAUGGAUUUUUAUAGUCCGAAUCAUAUAUUUUCCAACUUGGAACCCAUUGUGGAUGAUAGAUUCUUGGGGAACUUAAGUGGGUUCAAUGGGGAUUUUGAGAAUGUUGAUGGGUUGUUCUCUAAAUCUUCUCAAUCUUUGGUGUUGGAUGAGGAAAAAGGAGAGCUUGUGAAAGCUCAGCCAAAAGUGAUUGGAAAGAAAAUAGGAUUAAUUUCUGAGGAGAAGUCUUUGGCUGCUUUAAAGAGUCACAGUGAUGCUGAGAGGAGGAGAAGGGAGAGGAUUAAUGCUCAUCUUGACACCCUUCGAGGUCUUGUACCCUCCAAUGAUAAGAUGGACAAAGCCACAUUACUCGCGGAAGUUAUCCGCCAAGUAAAACAACUCAAAAUAAAUGCAACACAUGCAAGUAAAGGUUUACUCAUGCCAGAAGACACCGAUGAACUCAAAGUUGAAAAACUCAACAAUGGAGGUUUGGUUUUUCACACUUCUUUCUGUUGCAAGAAACGCCCCGAGCUCCUAGCUGAUGUAAGACGAUCUCUUUCUUCCCUCAAAGUCAAAAUCGAGAGGGCAGAGUUGUCAACUUUAGGAGACCAUGUAAAAAUGGUUUUCGAUUUUACCAAAACCAGCAAUGGCACCACGGAUGAAGAUAUAAUUAGUUCUAUUCGUGAUGCUUUUACAUCUGUUAUGGAGAAGGGAUCAAUCUCACCUGAAUAUUCCCCAAGAACAACACUACCAAACAAGAGGAGGAGGUACUCUCUAUGAUCUUCUUACUCUUCUUGAUUUUCCCAUGUUGAAUACAAAAUCCCCUAUUCUUAGUUUUCUCAUGCUGUUUUCAUGAGGAAAUGAAAUAUGUAUAAAGUUUUGGAAGUUUCUGGUCUUAAAAUACAAUAAGUUCACAUAUCCAAUGAUCAAGAAAGUGUAGUACUUGAUCAUGCAAUAGCGUUAUGAUGCUUUUUGUGUGCAUCUUGUAUAUGUAAAUAUAUGGAAAUAUGAAUAUUAAGAUACUUAUACUUAAGACAAUGUUGUGCU